This is a messenger RNA of Rhizopus microsporus ATCC 52813, 1023 nucleotides long. RefSeq names its product peptidase M22, glycoprotease. Bases 1 to 1023 code for a protein of 340 amino acids. The record is from RefSeq and is a predicted model, not a curated record. The transcript is spliced from 3 exons. Gene Ontology annotation, biological process: tRNA threonylcarbamoyladenosine modification. Gene Ontology annotation, cellular component: EKC/KEOPS complex; cytoplasm. NCBI's taxonomy places the organism in Eukaryota, Fungi, Mucoromycota, Mucoromycetes, Mucorales, Rhizopodaceae.
AUGGUUAUCGCAAUUGGCUUUGAGGGAUCAGCAAAUAAGUUGGGUGUGGGUAUUAUACGACACGAAGGAGAUCAAGUGGAUAUAUUGGCCAAUGUCAGAGAUACUUAUAUUACACCCCCUGGCCAAGGAUUUUUACCUCGAGACACAGCACAACAUCACCGAGAUUGUAUACUUGAUGUCACUCAAAAGGCAUUAAAGCAAGCUAAUAUAUCAACUCAAGAUAUUGACGUGAUUUGCUACACCAAGGGACCAGGAAUGGGUGCACCAUUACUCUCAGUUGCACUUGUCGCUCGUACUUUAUCCUUAUUGUGGAAUAAGCCUUUGGUAGGCGUGAAUCACUGUGUUGGACAUAUUGAGAUGGGUAUAGAAGUAACAAAGGCAAAGAAUCCGGUUGUUCUUUAUGUCAGUGGAGGAAAUACACAGGUCAUUGCUUAUUCACAACAGUGUUAUCGUAUCUUUGGUGAAACAUUGGAUAUUGCAGUAGGCAAUUGUUUAGAUCGAUUUGCUCGUAUAUUAAACUUGUCAAAUGACCCAAGUCCUGGAUAUAAUAUUGAACAAUAUGCCAAAAGGGGUAAAAAAUACAUCCCCUUACCUUACACAGUCAAAGGAAUGGACGUGUCAUUCUCUGGCAUUUUAUCUCAUAUUGAAAAGAUUGCCAAAGAAGAAUUACCCAAAGGUGAGAUCACGCCUGAGGACUUGUGUUUCUCACUUCAAGAAACCCUUUUCGCCAUGUUGGUCGAGAUCACAGAACGCACUAUGGCUCACGUUGAAUCCAAUGAGGUGCUCUUAGUGGGUGGUGUUGGCUGUAACAUACGAUUGCAGGAAAUGAUGGGUGAGAUGGCAAAGCAGCGAAAUGGUGUUGUGUGCGCUACGGAUGAUAGAUUCUGUAUUGACAAUGGUAUCAUGAUUGCUCAUGCAGGCUUGUUGGCCUACAAGACUGGAUUCACGACACCAUUAGAAGAAAGCACGGUGACACAGAGAUUUAGGACAGACCAAGUUAAAAUUGCAUGGAGAGAAAAUUAA